CAUUUGCCUUCUUUACCCCCUGUCCCCGCCGCCUCCAACCCCUUCCCAUGUAGCCGCUUUUCAUUUUCCCUUUUCUAUUUCCUCCACAGCUCCUUCCAAAGGUCAAGACUUUAUCCUACUUGGAGAUUUUUCACCUAUUAAGGGCCGCCCCAAGUUGGCUCAUUCUUGAUUUGUUUUUCAUCAAAUAAAGCCCCCAAAAGGCUGCUUGUCCCUUUCAAACCAUCAAAAGCUACUGAAAAUUGCCUUCUCAUGACCCUUUAAAGCUCAGAAAUUAAAGGUCCCCGAUUCAAACCCAAAUACCCCUUUUCGACACAUGCACUUAACAUAUAUAUUCCCCUCUGAAAUCGACAUUUUAGAGAAAAAAAGUUUACACCUUUAAACUGCCACUGGGGUGUCCUUCAUCUUCUUGAAAGAAAAGGGUAUGGCUCUUGUGAGUAGAAUUCCUACAAUUUCUUCUUCUUCUGGAGCUACCCAAUUGAGAAAAAUCAAAUCUUUCGGUAUUAAUCCUGUUUGCUGUAUCAACUAUGCAUCACAUUCGUCUUCUUCCCCUUUUACCGAGAAGCAUUCAAUUGAGAGAUACCAAAGGGAUAGUUGGAUUUACAAGAAUGAAUUGGAGCAAUCUGGUUCUUGCCCAAUUAUGCCUGAUCCCAGUUAUGUUAGAGACUAUGACAUAACUUUGCAGCUGCCUGAGCUGAAGAAAAUGCUUCAGGUUUUGAGGGAGAAGAGAGAAGGAGAAGGAGGGUGUGAUAGAAAAGGGCCUGGGAAUGUGUUCUUGGUGGGUACUGGACCAGGAGACCCUGAAUUGUUGACUGUUAAGGCUUUGAGAGUUAUUCAGAAUGCUGAUCUUUUGUUGUAUGAUAGAUUGGUUUCUAAUGAAGUCUUGGAUUUGGUUGGUCCUGAUGCUAGACUUCUUUAUGUUGGUAAAACUGCUGGUUACCAUAGUAGAACUCAGGAAGAAAUUCAUGAGUUGCUUCUUAGUUUUGCUGAAGCUGGGGCAAAUGUUGUGAGACUAAAAGGCGGUGAUCCAUUGGUAUUUGGACGGGGUGGAGAGGAGAUGGAUUUUCUUCAACAAAAGGGAAUUCUAGUUAAAGUUAUUCCAGGUAUUACGGCAGCAUCUGGGAUAUCGGCAGAGUUGGGAAUUCCAUUAACCCAUCGUGGUGUUGCAAAUAGUGUUAGAUUUCUCACUGGUCACUCGAGAAAAGGAGGAACAGACCCACUUUUUGUUGCAGAGAAUGCAGCUGACCCCGACUCUACAUUAGUUGUUUAUAUGGGCUUGUCAACUCUUCCUUCUCUGGCCUCAAAGCUCUUACAUCACGGGUUGCCAACUGAUACACCAGCUGUUGCCAUUGAGCGAGGAACGACACCUCAACAACGCAUGGUGUUUGCUGAACUGAAGAAUCUUGCUGAUGACGUCGUAUCUCACCAGCUAGAGUCACCAACCUUGAUUAUCAUUGGGCAGGUUGUAGCUCUUUCACCAUUAUGGCCACAUUCUGCUGAAGAGACUCCUAUCUUGGUUGAGACAAAAUCUUCAUCUAACAGAUUGCAAUAGGCCAGCCUCACCGAACAGGAUGAUCAUUUGUGAUCCCUAAACCUCAUCUCUUUCAUGCAGCCAAGCUGGAUACUGCUGUAUGCUAAAUGAUGCGCAACUAUAUCAAUUCUCUUUCAGAUUGCACGGUGAAAGUCUAGUACAAUAAAGGCGAUCUCAUUUCGUGGUGCUAUGGCAAAAUUUGGAGGAGAAUCUCCAGCCAACAUGAACUCAACAGGAUGGCAUCCCAAUAACAUGGCAACUCUGGCUCUAUUUUCAAGAGCCAACAAGUGACACUAAGAUUUUGACAGUAGCAGAUUCUUUAAGCAUAUACUAAUCCUUAAACAUUUAUCAAGAGGCACGAUACGUCUAUCGAAUAAUUGAUAAUUUUGUGAAAUGAGGUGGAAGGAUAUUGUGUUGAUGGGUCUUCUUAGUGUUUCCUAUUUCUGUUGUAGUUUGAUGCCAUCAUUUAUUGUAUCUCUUAUCCUCUUUUUGAGCAAGACUUGCCUUUUCUAUGAGGUGUUUCAGUUGAUUCCUCUAUACAGGAAAAAAUGGGUUUUA
Messenger RNA from Solanum dulcamara, 2086 nucleotides. RefSeq names its product S-adenosyl-L-methionine-dependent uroporphyrinogen III methyltransferase, chloroplastic. The transcript is spliced from 5 exons. The record is from RefSeq and is a predicted model, not a curated record. Gene Ontology annotation, biological process: siroheme biosynthetic process. Gene Ontology annotation, molecular function: uroporphyrin-III C-methyltransferase activity. NCBI's taxonomy places the organism in Eukaryota, Viridiplantae, Streptophyta, Magnoliopsida, Solanales, Solanaceae. Bases 422 to 1549 code for a protein of 375 amino acids.